Ophidiomyces ophidiicola is the source of this 1077-nucleotide messenger RNA. It is a transcript of the gene PEX7, whose product is annotated as peroxisomal targeting signal 2 receptor. Gene Ontology annotation, cellular component: cytosol; peroxisomal matrix. NCBI's taxonomy places the organism in Eukaryota, Fungi, Ascomycota, Eurotiomycetes, Onygenales, Onygenaceae. The transcript is spliced from 2 exons. Gene Ontology annotation, biological process: protein import into peroxisome matrix. The record is from RefSeq and is a predicted model, not a curated record. Gene Ontology annotation, molecular function: protein binding. The coding region runs from base 1 to 1077 and encodes 358 amino acids.
AUGAUUGAAUUUCGAACGGAGGGAUUCAAUGGAUGCGGAGUCAAAUAUUCACCUUUUUUUGACUCGCGCCUUGCUGUCGCUGCUUCGGCCAAUUUCGGACUUGUUGGAAAUGGACGGUUCUACAUAUUCAAUCUCACAGCACAGGGUAUUGUGCCGUUGAAAUGGUAUACGACACAAGAUGCUCUGUACGAUCUUGCCUGGUCGGAGGUUCACGAAAACCAAGCCGUCGUAGCAUCUGGCGAUGGGAGCAUAAAGCUUUUUGACCUGACUCUCGAUGAAUUCCCUGUUCAAGCGUGGAAGGAGCAUACUCGAGAGGUGUUUGCUGUUCACUGGAAUCUAGUUGCCAAAGAUAGAUUUUGCUCCAGCAGCUGGGACGGCACAGUCAAGAUCUGGACCCCGGAACGGCCGACAUCUCUACUUACCCUACCCACACAUAGUUGCACGUAUUCGGCUGCCUUUUCACCCCAUUCGCCAGAUAUUGUUUCUUGCGUUUCUUCAGAUUCAUACGUUCGCGUCUUCGAUCUACGAACUCCCGCAUCGGCAUCGAAUCAUCUCACCAUCCAAAUCCCCAUCCAUGGCUCCAGCCAAAUACCCAUGCUCCCAAAGACUGGCCUAACCCAAAAUCUGGCUACUUCUACACCAUCAGAAGCGCUUACUCAUGACUGGAAUAAAUAUCGAUCUUCUGUACUUGCAACGGGUGGUGUUGACAGAACGAUUCGGACAUUCGACAUUAGAGCUCCUCAACAAGGACCCCUUUGCGCUAUGCUUGGGCACGAAUAUGCUGUUCGUAAAGUAGCAUGGUCCCCGCAUCUUUCUCAUGUUUUACUGAGCGCCGGCUAUGAUAUGACAUGCCGUGUUUGGACGGACGGCUCUGACGUUGCACUCCCUGGAAUGGAUGCGGAUACUAUGAGAGCUGGUCCAGCUUCUACAAUGGGUAGGGAGCUGGGGCGCAUGGGUAGACAUACAGAAUUUGUUACUGGUGUCGACUGGUGUUUGUUUGGCAGUGAAGGCUGGUGUGCUAGCUGCGGUUGGGACGAGAGAUUAUGCGUCUGGGAUGCGAGAGCUUUUAUGGCAUAA